Molecule: messenger RNA, 859 nt
Organism: Schizosaccharomyces japonicus yFS275
Lineage: Eukaryota; Fungi; Ascomycota; Schizosaccharomycetes; Schizosaccharomycetales; Schizosaccharomycetaceae
Product: acyl-CoA thioesterase
Exons: 1
Coding region: 253-762 (169 amino acids)
Molecular function (GO): fatty acyl-CoA hydrolase activity
Source: RefSeq, a predicted model, not a curated record
UUUAAUAAUGUCCGUGCUAAACGAAGAAAACAUCGUCCAACGGCCAUCAUGAUUUAGAAAAGAAUUCUUGAGAACAAACUGUAAAUAAACCUAAUGCGAAAACAUUCUCAUUUACUACGAUAUUGGUAUCUGGUCGGCGGUGAAAGUCUACCAUACCGCCACAGCCGAUGUCCUUCCAAAGGCCAGGCACUUAUUCCAUCUGUAACGAACCUUCCCUUGAGUUAAAAAGAACAUUUAGAAAUUUUUAGCACAAUGAGUGCCAAACCGUCCAGAGUUUUGAGCUUUGUUCGUAGUGUCUGGAAAGACUUUCUCGAUACUGAAGCUUUUGACUAUCAUCUGCUCUCUACGCUACAAGUUACAAGAGCAGUUCCUGGACUCGUUGAAUGCUCCUUGGAAUUACAAAAAUACCACUUAAACCGCAUGGGCCGCCUUCAUGGCGGCUGUAUUGCCGCUUUGACCGAUCUAGGCGGCGGACUUGCGUUGGCAAGCAGAGGAUUAUUUUCCUCUGGUGUUUCAAUUGAUAUGAACCAAACAUUCCUGGCUACAGGAGGUGGUUUAGGCUCACGCAUCUUUAUUCAUGCCAAAUGCGACCGUUUAGGCUCCAACAUUGCCUUCACAAGUGUCGAUUUUUUGAAUGAAUCGCUGAAGGUGUUUGCCAAGGGUCGUCAUACCAAAUUUGUUAAAGGUUCCCUCGGAGACCCCAGAAAUCAACUGGACCUUGAUGAUGAACCCGAGGAGCACGCUUCUGAAUUUUCAGCCUAGUUUCAUACUGUUUACCCCUAACAGAUACCUUUCAUAAAGUUUGCCACACAAAUUAAUCGUGCCUUUUUCCACAAGUAGCAGGUUUCGUUCUACAAAU